Molecule: messenger RNA, 1617 nt
Organism: Notolabrus celidotus (New Zealand spotty)
Lineage: Eukaryota; Metazoa; Chordata; Actinopteri; Labriformes; Labridae
Gene: pold3
Product: polymerase (DNA-directed), delta 3, accessory subunit
Exons: 12
Coding region: 108-1448 (446 amino acids)
Biological process (GO): DNA strand elongation involved in DNA replication; DNA replication; DNA synthesis involved in UV-damage excision repair
Cellular component (GO): delta DNA polymerase complex; nucleus
Molecular function (GO): DNA-directed DNA polymerase activity
Source: RefSeq, a predicted model, not a curated record
GAAGAAGAACGGGCACACGUGACGUCAAACAGGAAGUAAAUAAACUGUCUUCCCGCGCUGUUCAGUCUGUUGAACAGGUCGUCCAAAUUAAUCGAUAAUCUCACAAAAUGGACGAGCUGUAUUUAGAUAACAUCGACGAAUACGUCAACGACCACGACAAAAUAGUGACUUAUAAAUGGCUGAGCCUCACUCUGGGAGUCCAUGUCAACACAGCUAAACAAAUGCUCUUCCAUUACUUGGAUCACAAAAGGAAGGAAAGCUCAGCCCGGCUUCACGCCACCUACCUCGUGUCGGGGAAGUUUGUGGACAACGGCCAAACGAGUCACAAAGUGUCUGUUGUCAGAGAGGAACAGCUGGAAGAUUUCAAAUCCAAGAUGAGUUUGAUCGUCAGCGUCCACAUCUACAGCGUGCAGAAGGCUUUAUUAAAAGACAGCGGCCCGCUCUACAGUGUGGACUAUGAUGCUGUCAAAGACAAUCUGAAGAACUGCAGCAAAUUCAGUGCGAUCCGCUGUGCCGACGCCGUGCCCAUGUCGUCUCUGGAGCUGCAGCAGACCAGAGAAAUCCAGCGAGCAGAGACACCGGAGCCUGAGCACAAGAAACCCAGCAUGAACGGAGAGCCCGUUAAUGGGACUUCAAAACCUUCGGCCAAACCACAGAAAGGCAUCAUGGGAAUGUUUGCAAGUAAACCAGCAACUAAGAACCAAGACAGCGGAAAGGACAUAAAGUCGGAGCAGAAGGAGGACACACCUGUGGUUGAUGCUCCUAAAAGCAAACCAGCUGCUAAAGUCAAUCCUAUGAUGAACUUCUUUGGAUCUCAAGCAAAGAAACCGGACAAACCUGUGAAGGAGGAGGAAGCAGCUCGGCCAUCAUCACCUGCAGAGCAGCAACGUCCGACUCCACGCACCGAGGAAAAGAAACAAGAGGCUGCUGCCGUGGAGCCACCUAAAGCUUCUAAGAAAGACUCCAGGAGUAAAUCAAAGAGGAUUGAGGAUUCUGACAGCGAAGAGGAGAAAAUGGAGAAGAAAAAGAGACGACGGAUUAAGAAGCCGGUACCAGACAGCAGCGAUGAAGAUGUUAUUCCAGAUUCUCCACAGCAGAUGGAAACAAGAGAGAAGUCACCGAGUCCUAAGAAGGAAGCAAAGCCUGUUUCACACACUCACCAGAGCAGCUCUGAGACAAAGAUGAGGAAGAGGAGACGAGUCCUGAAGGCGAAAACGUUUGUAGACGAGGAAGGAUGCAUCGUGACAGAGAAAGGCUACGUGAGCGAAUCGUACUCCGAAACAGAAGAUGAUUUCAAGCCCACCAAACAAGCUCUGAAAGAUCCCUUCCCUGCAAAACCACCAACGAGUAACAAACAAGACGAGAAGAAGAGUCAGAAGAAGGCGUCUGCUAAUGCAAAUAAAGGAGGCAAACAAGCGUCUAUUAUGGGAUUCUUCCAAAAGAAGUGAGAGACGCUUUAUCGGCCCUGAGGAAGAACAGCACUGCUGAAGACUUACUGUAAAAAAAAAAACACAUCCAAGAAUAAAGGACUACAUCUACACGGACAUGAUGGCAAACCAUUGACUUUUACUUUGCUGUUACAAGUUUAUAAAAUAAAUAUUAAAACCUGAAAGUAAA